Messenger RNA from Penicillium subrubescens, 4236 nucleotides. RefSeq names its product putative TMEM1 family protein. Gene Ontology annotation, biological process: intra-Golgi vesicle-mediated transport; early endosome to Golgi transport. Gene Ontology annotation, cellular component: TRAPPII protein complex. The record is from RefSeq and is a predicted model, not a curated record. NCBI's taxonomy places the organism in Eukaryota, Fungi, Ascomycota, Eurotiomycetes, Eurotiales, Aspergillaceae. Bases 1 to 4236 code for a protein of 1411 amino acids. The transcript has 5 exons.
AUGGACCCUUCAAAGGCGGCCUCGAGCAAUGUGACCGUUGAAUAUACGGAUCCCUCUGGGCUGUUUCCUUUGGUCCAACCCAUCAUCGAGUCAAAGCUUCCUCUGAAGAACCUACAUUGGAAGUCGCCCACUCGCCCCGUUCGAUCGAUCGAGUCCCUCCGCAUUGGCUUCUCCCCCGCGCCGAACGAUCCUACCGAGCGAAAGUCCUCUAGCGAUGGCGCUGGUGCCGUGCCACACCGAAGACACCAGAUUCCAGGUUUGCGCCAAACACCGUACCUGAAAAUCUACCUCCUCCGCUGCGACGACAACGAUACAUACAAGGCAACAGCACGGAAGACCCUCCGGGAAUGGAUCAAGGCUCAGGGAUCAACAAGCACCUCGCAGCCGACUGGCAGUAGUCAGGAGAAGCAUGAUGCGUUUGAAUGGCUUAUUCUGCAUGUGGUUCAGGAUGGUGAUGGCGCAGAGAAGACACCAACGUCGACCUCGAAAUGGGGCCGAAGCAGCACCACAGUUUUGGAGAAGGUCAAGGCUGACUUCAAUGGGACGUCGAAGACGGCUAUUGAUCGUGUGGCACAACUACGGAUCCCAAAGGAGGGCUCUACGGCCAAGUCUCCUGAGCUGGCCGAGCAGCUGGAAGACCUGAUUGAUAAGGUCAAGAACGGUAUUCUGGCUUCAUUUGAUCUGCGCGUGGCUCAGUAUGAGGAAGAUAUCAAGGAAAAAGACUCGCAGCGAAGCCUCCCUGGGUGGAACUUUUGUACGUUCUUCAUUCUGAAGGAAGGUCUUGCUCGAGGAUUUGAGAAUGUUGGUCUCUUUGAAGAUGCAUUGCUUGGCUAUGACGAACUAUCUUUUGGACUUGAUGCAGCAAUUCGAGAUCAGCUACAUGGAAACAGCGAGCAGCAUGGUACUACACUUCUUAAUUCCAGCAAAAUCUGGGUGGAAAAUGCACGGAAAAUACUCGAAUCGGGCUCAUCAGCCAACGACAGCGACCAGGAUGGCGAGGGACCAAGUCUAGAGAUCCAGCAAGAGGAUUUUCCACUCAGUGCAACCAAGCUUCCUUACCGAGAAAUGAUUUUGGCCAGCGAUAUUUCCAUCUUUGACUUCCGCACCUAUGUCUUCUCCCGACAACUUAUCCUCCUCCUUCGAGCGGCCAGAGCUCCUUCAGUCGUUGGAAAUGAGUCCGCAAAACGUGGCAGGAAACCAGAAGAUCUGAUCUUACUCUCUGAAAUAUGCGCAAGAUCUUUGGAGUUCAUCAGCCUUGCCGCUCGUAACCUUCGGUAUGGUCUUGAAUGCGGUCUUGAGGAUGUGGAAAACCACGCCAAGGCAGAGGUCAUCAAUAAUCUCGUGUCUUCCUGGGCAUAUUCGGCAGCCCUGCAGAUCCUUAGCCAGACCUUUACUCCCCACCUGGCUCUUCCCGAGUCCUCGUUCCAUGCCGGAGCGCAAGUCAGCACUGCUGCAAAGUCCACUGUGUCGAUCAACGAAAACCGCUCAGAGAUACCACGCCGGUCAAGCUCAUUGAUAGCUGCAACUGCGACUCGCCCCGCUCGUCCGAUGACGCAGGAUCUCUCUGAUACUCCCGCUGGAACACUUCAGCGGCGUUCGACUUUGGACCACCCUCAACCAGCACCCGGCUCGAUGCAAAAGACUGGAUCCGAACAAUUGGCAUCAGCGCGAGGAGAGCUGUUCCUGCUAGCUCGGCGAUCUCUUGAAGAACUGGCUCGACGACGGGGCUGGUCUGAGAAAUGGAAUGACCUCGGUCUGCUAUUUGAUGACAGUCACCGCGCCGGAGCAGGCGGCCUUACGGAAGUCUCCCUGGACGAUAAUGAUGCUUCAAACCAGGAGCCUUCCUCUAAGGAGGAACACACUUCCCUAGUGGGUAUUGAGCUAGCUCCUCUAAAGGCUGGACUUAGAUCAAGGGAGGCGUAUUUGUCGCUUUAUGAAGAUCUUACCGACCAUAUCAUCCGUCAUUACAUGGUGGCUAACCGUGCCAACUCCGCGGAGACGGCUCUCGCAGAUAUCGCUAUCCUGCGAUACCGGCAGGCUGACUACGAAGCUGCUGCUUCAUAUUUCCACCAGAUGGCUCCAUUCUAUGGGAGCAAGCUUUGGGUGGUCCUGGAAGGAAGCAUGCUGGAACUGUAUGCCCGCUGCCUCAAGGAGCUGAAGCGGAACGAGGAUUUUGUCCGCGUGAUGCUUCGGCUGCUGGCCAAGUUCGCCGCAUACGCGCAGGCAAAGCUUGGAGCGUCAGCCAUGCAGAAAGAUGUCACGGCUUUAUUGGUUGAAUUCUUUGCGGACCUCCGCGUUGAUCCUGCUAUUCAACUCUACGAGGAUAAAGAUGGAUUUCAAAUCAGGCUCUCUCUUCGAUUCCUCUUGGGCCCCCAGAUCAAUAUCGACUCUAUCAAAGUGCGGUUGGUCAGCGAUACCAACUCCCAGAACGCGGAGCAUUGGAUCGAGGCAUCGACCAAUUUCGUGGUCAAGUCAUCGAUGACUACGAUUCUCAUUGACUCUUCGACUACCCUACAUGGCAAAUAUUUUGUUGACCGCAUAGAAAUGAAGUCUGGCAACAUCAUCUUCUCUUUCAACAGCGGAAAUAAUUCGGCUCUGCCGGUUGGCUUCCGUGAAACGGACGAGGACGAAGAAACCGAUCGUCGGCCAUACAUCUACUGUUACCCUCCUGCGGAGGGAUUACAGGCAAAGGUUGUUUCACCGCAUUUGAUCAACCUGGAGGCCAUGCGCACGCUGGAGCUGGAACUCAACAGCGGACGGAAUGACAUCAAUGCCGGCAUAAUUCGUGUGCGGCCAGCCACGGCCGGGCUCCGACUUCGAAUCUCCGAAGUUGAGGUUGUGGAUGGCGAGAUCGAUGUUACCCCCAACAUUGACGCCGGUACAAUCGAAUUCACCCAGCUCCCAGCACAAACCUUCAUACGGCUGCGCAUCCCUUACACGGUGGAAGAAACCUUCACAAAUCUGUCUGCGCGAGCCGAGGUCAGUUAUGAGACUGAUAAAGGCAAAUUUGCCUUUUCAACGGCACACAGCAUUGUGGCCACGCUGCCCAUAUCAGUCAAUGUGCAGGACAUUUUCAAGGACGAGUUGCUGUUUUCACGUUUCACGAUCAGCCCCGCAAUGCUGAUCCCGCUGCGCAUUACGAAUUGCAGCCUGCCCAGCUCCGAUUCGUAUUCUGUACAAACCAGCAUCAAAGGCCCCGUGGCUAUGGACGUCUUCCCCAAGCAGCCCGCAUCUUUGCUCUACAAGAUUCGUCCGUCUGGGCUCGUCAGUGCCACCACUGGCCCGGGGGCACCUCGCAGUCUACGUCUCCGUGUGGACUUUACUUGCGUGGAUGAUGAGUGCCUGGAUGUGGUUGAGAAACUCUUCCUUUCAGCCAUCGAGUCUAGCCCAUUCAGUCAGUAUGCGACACUGCUUACAUCGCACAUUGUUAGUAGCUUCCGCACUCAACUAUCUACCUCUGAUAUGGAAGUCAUUGGUCUUGUACGAGAGGUCGAGAUGCUCCCAUAUCAGAGCGUCCAGUGGGAGGAAUUGUUGGGCGCGCUAAAGGAACGCACGGAAGAUGUGCGACAGUGGCUCACGUCAUGGCACGAGAGCAACCCAAUCAUUCGUCUCCCCGAGCAGGCCUCCAUCCCCACCCGUAGUAUCAUCAUCCCCGUCGAUAUCCCCGAGAUCCAAGUAGUGCACACGGCCGAGCUGCAGCUCCAGCAAAACACCGACACAGACGCAUCAUCCUCCCACGCAGCCGUGGGCCAGAUGAUCGCCGCGGAACUAUCCAUCCGCCACACACGACGAUGGUGUUCCCCAGCAAAUCAGGCCCACGCAGACCAGCCCCUCGAAUGCUCGUACGAGUUACACGCCAACCCAGAGCUAUGGCUCCUGGGCGGCCGACGACGCGGCAACUUCCUAGCUCGCGAUGGCGAGAUCAUCCGUUUCACGGUGUUGCUUCUACCCCAGAAACCCGGCCAUCUGCUCCUCCCAGGCCUGGAGGUGCGCACUUUUGCCCCAACGCUGCCACAGCCUCCGACCUCCCCUCCGGCGACGGAUGUUGCGGCGGGCAGUCCCGCAGUCCCCGUCCAGCGCCAGGCGAUUGCUUGCGAGGUGGAUUAUCGGAAUCAUGGCGAGACGGUGCUUGUGCUGCCGGAUCUGCGUAAGACUACGGUUAGUCUGAGUGUGUCGGGUAGUCCGGGUGGAUCUUCGUGGUUGGUGGACUCUGAACGACGUGCGGAGGUUCAUUGA